ACAAAUCUCCACAAAAAAGAAGAAGGCCAUUUCUCAUCUUUCCCUUUCCAUUCCAUCGUCUUCCAGAGGAGCCUCGUUCUCCCUCUCUCUUUCAGAGCCAUGCAGCGGCAAUCGCUCGGGUCGCCCGGUUCGAAGCUCCAAAUCCAUGGAGGAAAAGAGGAGAAGCUCGAAGGGGAAGAGAAGAGGAAGGGAGUGGAAGAGGAAGAAGAGAAGAAGGCGGAGAAGCUCAUUAGAUCGAGCUCUCGAACCGAGAAAUCCGUACAUCUCAUACCGAUUCUGAUGAUCUUCUGCUUCCUCGUUCUCUACCUUGUCUCCCACGAUCCCUCUCAAAAAGAUUUGAUAAGUAUCGGAGCUCACAAUCGGACAUUUAGUCGAAAAGAUUCAACUGAGGUCGAGGAUAUUGGGAGAUUAUACGAACUGGAAAAAAGCGAGCUUUUGCCGAUUCACGGCCACCGGAGCUUGCAGGAGGUGAGGAAGGGGUCCGGAAAAUCUCGUCCGUUGAAACUCCAUAGGAAAUUUGGUGAUUUUUAGCCCACACUAUCUGAUUACGCCGCCGGCACGCUCUGUCGUGCUUCGCACGUGUACAUGCACACUUCAUCCUGUGCCACACGUGGGCACUUCUCCUGUACCAGCAGACGGCACGUGUCGGUUUGUUCCUGGUACUGCUGUUGUCACUUGCUGGCCUCAUUUAAGAUUUUAUAUAUUUUUUCUUAAUUUUUUCGAAUGUCGAGGCUAGAAGAGUAAUUUUUGUGCUUUUCUGGGUUUCGCUAACCUGCGCCGCAUGGGCGCUGCUUUCAAACCGGCGCUAUUCGUACUAGCGCCAGCUGUGUCCGGACCGUUACAGCUCUCAAGCUGCGUUGAUUGACAGCUUGCAAGCACUACUGACAAGAGCCCGGUGCACGGUAGAACACGGCGCAGUUUAGUGAAAGAGUGCGUACGGAUGUACGCUGGAUUUGGUCUUAUGCUCUUGUGGCAACUGGGCAAUUACUGAGAUCGGCGAAUCCUCGGCGAUCAGGUUUGCUUGUUGGGACAGGGUUCGACGAUAUCCAAAACUGGGGUUUAGCACAGAGCUGCGUAUGCGCUGUUUCUAGGACACAGCCCAUAGAGUCGACAUUUUCUACCCCUACACGUGGCAUGUGCGUUCAAUCCGAGCCGCCCAAAAUACUUGGAUCCUCCACUGUAGAUCGUUCGUGUUUUCGAAAUCACCAAUCCGGCCUCCGAUAAAUGAACAUUUCUGUAUCUAAUCUCGACCGUUUAGUACUUGUCAUUUUCUUACA
This is a messenger RNA of Magnolia sinica, 1277 nucleotides long. RefSeq lists its product as uncharacterized. The record is from RefSeq and is a predicted model, not a curated record. The transcript is spliced from 3 exons. Bases 100 to 531 code for a protein of 143 amino acids. Lineage: Eukaryota; Viridiplantae; Streptophyta; Magnoliopsida; Magnoliales; Magnoliaceae.